Molecule: messenger RNA, 762 nt
Organism: Rubroshorea leprosula
Lineage: Eukaryota; Viridiplantae; Streptophyta; Magnoliopsida; Malvales; Dipterocarpaceae
Source: the annotation of a GenBank genome assembly
CUGCGUACCUCGCAGAACGUGGUAGCAUAAAAAUGGGGGAAGGGUUCUUGCUCCAUUCAAAGAAACCAGCACAAUUUUAGGGUUUUCACCCUUCUUGCUCUCCUCUACCAGUGGCUUACCUUCUUCCUUCGAUCGCCACCCAAAUGAGUCGCCAUCCGGAGGUUCUCUGGGCUCAGCGCUCUGACAAAGUAUCCUUGACAAUUUCCUUACCUGAUGCAAAAGAUAUUUCUGUGAAAUCUGAGCCUCAGGGAUUGUUUAGUUUCUCUGCCACAGGGAUUCAAGGUGAAUCCUUCGAUUUCAGCUUGGAACUUUAUGGAAAAAUUGUUCCUGAGGGUUGCAAGACUAAAGUUGGGUUAAGAAAUAUAAUAUGCUCUGUCCAGAAAGAAGAGAAAGGUUGGUGGAAAAGACUGCUGAAGUCAGAGGAGAAACCUGCACCGUACAUUAAGGUUGAUUGGAAUAAAUGGUGUGAUGAAGAUGAAGAAGAAUCAAAUUCUAAUUUGGCCUCUGAUGAUGAUGCAGCGGUAAUUUAAUCAUUUUGGAUUUCUCUUGGAUGUAUGGUGUUGUCAAGAAUGGUUCAAGACAAUAAUAUAUACUUGGCAGUUGAUCCUAAGACUCCUGUGGGGGAGAUAAGAAGAAACCAUCUUCUUGAGUGAUAAAUAAAGCAAACCCCGAAGUUCUAAGCAAUUAAAGACGGGCUAAUACUCCAAUAUUCUCAAAGAAUCUGCUACAAUAAACUCAUCCACAUAAACCCAAAUUAUAUCU